Messenger RNA from Aspergillus sclerotioniger CBS 115572, 1776 nucleotides. Its product is annotated as putative GTP binding protein. Gene Ontology annotation, cellular component: nucleolus. Gene Ontology annotation, molecular function: GTP binding. Bases 62 to 1684 code for a protein of 540 amino acids. NCBI's taxonomy places the organism in Eukaryota, Fungi, Ascomycota, Eurotiomycetes, Eurotiales, Aspergillaceae. The record is from RefSeq and is a predicted model, not a curated record. The transcript is spliced from 3 exons.
CUCCGCCCUCGAUCGUGCUGAUUCGCCUUUGCUCAGAGACGGACAUUGGAGAUCAGUCAAGAUGGUCAAGCUAGGCAAAAAUUCGAAGCGGGUUCCCGUCCGCCUACGACACAAGAUCGAAAAGGCCUCCGCGGCCAAGCAACGCAAGCAGAGAAAGCUUGCGAAGCAGAACCCCGAGUGGCGCUCCAAGAUCAAGAAGGACCCCGGUAUCCCGAACCUUUUCCCCCACAAGGACAAGAUCCUCCACGAGAUCGAAGAGAGAAAGCGCCUGAAGGCGGAGGAACAACAGCGCAUCCGCGAUGAAGCCCGUGCCCGCAAGCUGGCCCAGAAGGAAGGAUCGGACGAGGAGCCCGUCCAGGCCAAUGCCAAUGUCAUGAUUGACGAGGACGACCUGAUCGACGAUGAUAUGGAUGAGGAUGUCGGUGAUUCCUCGAACCCUAUGGCGGCACUGCUUGCUUCCGCCCGCGCGAGAGCCGCGGAGUACGAGGAAGAGCAGUCUGAUGAGGAUGACGAUGAGAUGGAUGAGGACGAUGACGAGGACAUGGAUGAAAUGGACGAGGACGUCGAGGAAGGCGGAGCCACUCUGAACGUCACCGCUCCCUCCUUGGCCUCCCAGAUUGCGUCGAAGGAGAGCUCACGACGGGCCUUCGACAAGGUCUUCAAGCAGGUGGUCGAUGCUGCAGAUGUCAUUCUGUACGUCCUUGACGCUCGUGAUCCGGAGGGAACUCGGUCCAAGGAGGUGGAGCGGGAGAUCAUGUCUGCCGAUGGCGGCAACAAGCGAUUGAUCCUGAUCCUCAACAAGAUCGACCUGGUGCCUCCCCCGGUCCUCAAGGCCUGGCUGGUGCACCUGCGCCGUUACUUCCCCACCCUGCCCCUCAAGGCUUCCAACGGCACCGCCAACGCACACAGCUUCGACCACAAGCAGCUGACCGUCAAGGGCACCUCCGAGACGCUCUUCCGCGCCCUCAAGUCGUACGCACACAACAAGCAGAUGAAGCGGUCCAUUUCCGUCGGUGUGAUCGGUUACCCCAACGUUGGCAAAUCCUCCGUCAUCAAUGCCCUGACGGCCCGUCUCAACAAGGGAUCCAGCAACGCUUGCCCGACUGGCGCCGAAGCCGGUGUGACCACCAGCCUGAGAUCGGUGAAGCUGGACAGCAAGCUCAAGUUGAUCGACUCUCCCGGUAUUGUCUUCCCGAACGCAGGCAACAAGGGUGACAAGAAGAAGAAGAAGCAGGAGGAGCACGCGCGUCUGAUCCUGCUAAAUGCGGUGCCCCCCAAGCAGAUCGAGGACCCCGUUCCCGCCGUGUCUCUGCUGCUCAAGCGCUUGUCGACUUCGGACGAUCUCAUCACGAAGCUACUGCAGCUCUACAACAUCCCGCCUCUCAUCCCAUCGGGUGGCGACCAGACACACGACUUCCUGAUCCACGUCGCCCGCAAGCGCGGUCGUCUGGGUAAGGGCGGUGUGCCCAACCUGGAUGCCGCGGCGAUGACGGUGAUCAACGACUGGAGAGACGGUCGGAUCCAGGGAUGGGUCAACGCGCCGGUGCUGCCGGUGGUUGCGGCGGAGGGAGCGACUGAGCCGGCGGCUGGCGUGGACACGAAGCAGAUCGUGACCGAGUGGGCGGCGGAGUUCAAGAUCGAGGGGCUGUGGGGUAACGGUGAAGACGAUGAGAUGGCCGAGUAGAUGUUUUUCUCAUGGAUACCAAGGCGUUCUGGUUCUUAAAAGGUAGAUAGUCAAUUGCGAGCAUGAACAAUUGCGAGAUGAACAUAUGACCU